Messenger RNA from Mesocestoides corti, 1659 nucleotides. The record is from the annotation of a GenBank genome assembly. Lineage: Eukaryota; Metazoa; Platyhelminthes; Cestoda; Cyclophyllidea; Mesocestoididae.
AUGCCUUAUUCAUCUGAUUUUCUUUCAGAAAUAAAGGAUCUUGUUAAAGUCAAGCUUAAUGAAAUUGGAGCAUUUGCAGAUGAAGAACUACCAGAUUACAUAAUGGUUAUGGUGGCGAACAAAAAGAAACGCGAAAGCAUGAUCAAGGAUUUACAACUCUUUCUCGGGUCUCAGACGGAAAAAUUUACUAAUUGGUUAGAUUGCCUUGUCAAUAUUCUCCUUUUAGGCUUCAUGGUGUCCUUGAAUCGAAGGGCCAACAAAAGAGCUCGCGGAAAGAAGCAACAGCUAGCACAUCCAGUUCAAAAUCAAGUAGAGGCCAAAAAAGGGAAAAGUCUAAGCGGUCUUCCCAUGGGUCUAGUUCGACUAGCAAACCUCAACGCACUCGCUCUCGAUCCCACAGACGAAAAUGAAUUUACAGAAGAAAAUGCCCUGCCUCUGGGCGGUGAUCGUGUACAAUCCUCAGCACCAAAGCCGUCUGAGCAGCGGCGCGUUGUUACUACGUCGAGUCUUAGCAACAAAAACGUAACCACAGCUUCUGACAAUAUUCCUGUGGUUCGUUCUGUUGUCAAAAUUUCAACAGCUACUCCUUCUCAAUCAUUACAAUCUGGAGGUGGAGGAGCUCAUGCUGCGGCCGCUGGUGGUAUACUUUUGAAACGCGCAAUGACUGAAGCUCGAGCCAGUACUACCAAGCCUCAAGAAAGACCUGCUGCUGUCGUCCGAGGGAAAAAGCGUCCUAUCCAAAAAUCAACGACAGGUGAUGAUGCGAGUCCUGAGAGUGUGACCCGUUUCGUCGUGACUAUGAGUCAAGAGCCUGUGGUGACUAAGCCCAGCGUCAAAUCUCGUCUUGGUCCGCGAGUUACGCCUUCCACCAACUCCAUUGAGGACAGUGCACUGCGCGACGCCCGCGAGAUUCUCAUCGCAAAAAAGGCUCAAUCAAAGCAACCACGAAUGGAGAUUGUUCUAAGCGACUCGCACGAAGAGGAAAUUGACGAAGCAUUUACACUCGGUGUCCCAGACGAUGGUGAAGGUGAUGGGGCUUCUACUGAAAAGAAACCCUACAGAGGCAAUAUUCCCAGCUCCCUUCAGCGUUGCAAGUAUUGGCCUAAUUGUCGUAAUCAGGAGAGUUGCAACUAUAUACACCCCAAGGAGGAGUGCAAAGCGUUUCCAUCCUGCAAGUUCGGUGACCGUUGCCUGUACAUCCACCCACCUUGUCGCUACGGCCUCCAGUGCACUCGUCCAGGCUGUUCAUUCUCUCACCCAAGACAAGCCCCUUUUUCAUCCCCGAAAGACGCUGCCUCCGCGCCAGCCUUGGUAUCACCCGCCUCGGCCGUCACCUGCCGUUAUUUUCCACACUGUAAGCUACCAGCGGGCGCCUGCCCCUAUUACCAUCCCCCCACUCCUGUGUGCCGCUUCGGCGCGGGUUGUCUGCACAGGGCCACCACGUGUCCCUUUGCGCAUCCCAUGCCUGCCUCCGACUCAGUGCUCGCGGCAGCCGCGGCAAAAACCAUCCCUGCCUUCUCGCACAAACUCAAGUGGGUUGCUCCGGGCAAGUCAGGCACUGCUGCACCCUCUGAUGCAAAAGUCAACCCCUCUGAUAAUCUCCCCAAGGCCUCACCGCCACCCCUUGCACAGUCGACGCCGGCCGAAGUCUCCACUUGA